AUGGGACUCUUACGCAUCAAGAAAGCUACGAAGAGAGAGCCAGCCCAGGAAGAACGUGGUUCUGACCGGGAAAACACCAACUCUGGUCGAGGAAAACUCGAGACUGAAGGGAAUACUGCUGGCCAGAAUAACCAAGAGAACGAGGUAGAAGCCCCCCCGGAAUACCAGUUUACACCCGAUCCCACAGCUGGUAGAGUUGCGAAGAAGAUACUGAAAAAAGUCGAUGAUUUGAUGGCUCGUGCGACAUGGGAUGCACGCCAAGAUUGGAAGCAUAUCGAUAAUAAUGAGAGGAAGGAUCUGGAGGCAUUGUACAAUUUCGUGAUUUCAUUGCGGCUGGAAGCAGGACAGCCCUGCUCGUGGUGGAAUCAGCUAUUAGCUUUACAAGACCUUCUCGAGCUUCGAGCUGAAGCUCGAAAAUUCUACGACGAUGUUCGGGCGUCUAGAGACCAACGUUUCUACCUUGACAGGCAGAAUUCUCGCGAUGUAGGAUCUACCACGUCAGUUACCCCCCCGCCCGGGCAAGGAUCAACCGUGGAGUUAUAUGACCCGAAAGCCGUUCUGAAGUACCUUUCCUCUAUAAAGAGCCCCGCUGACAGGGAUUUCGCGGAAGCCAUUCUGAAUGCAUUCAAUAUACCACCAUCGGAAGAAGCAAGAUUUCAGGACUCCGUACGUGACCUAAUCAACCGAUCGGAAGUCGAAACAGGCAUCCUACGGCUAGAUGACCGCGUUAUCCUCUGCGCGCUCGAUGUUUUGCAAAGAGCUGUCGACAUGGCUGAUGCGCAGUGUUCUGCGGCAACGUCUACGGGGAAUCAACCGAGUCGAUUGCGGACAACCUGCGAAGAGAUCUUGCGACACGUUAGCAACCGUUCCGGCAGACUUCCGCCGUCCAUACUCAUCCAAGGCAUUAAAUGCGAUUCUAAACACUUUGCUGGUCGCGGCGGAUCUGCGGGCGUCUAUAAGGCCGUUCUUGGUAAAGGAACCCGAGUUGCUCUGAAAGUCCUAUGUUUCAAGGACGGUACUAGGGAUGACCACAAGGAAUACGCACGCAAGAUGUUCCGUCGUGAGGCCAUUAUAUGGCGGCAGUUACACCAUCGAAACAUCCUUCCUUUAAUCGGUGUUUGUGAAACUUCUCCUGACUGGGCUGGCACUGGACCCGGAUUGGUGUCGCCGUGGUGCGAUAAGGGAAGUCUGACGGUGUACAUCCGAAAUCAUCCCCAUAAAUGCAAUCGUAUUUUUAUGCUUGAACGCAUCGCAGACUCAAUCGCUUACCUGCACAGCCACAAGGUCGUGCAUAAAGACAUUAAGCCGUCCAAUAUUGUGGUGAACGACAAGGAUGAGCCUUGCUUGACUGACUUCGGCAUAAGCACGUAUGAGAAUUCAUACACAGUCACGGCGGAGGUCGGCCACUCAGGGAGCCGAGGCUAUAUUGCUCCAGAGAUCCUCAUUAGUGUGACGAUGGGGGAAAACAAUCAAUACAUACGAGAGUCCGUCACAACAGCUUGUGACAUGUAUGCUUUCGCUUCUGUCUGCCUUGAGGUUUACACGCUAGAACAUCCCUGGAAAGGUAUUGCGGAACUGAUGAUGCAUAACAGCAUUGUGAAGGGCGAACAUCCCCCACGGCCUUCAGGAAAGUCAGCGCUGCCAGAUGCUUUGUGGUCCAUCAUGGAGCAGUGCUGGACGCUAGACCCGAUGGCUCGGAUGACGAGCGCUGCAGCCCAGAAAGCUCUGUCUGCUAUGCUGUCAGUGGAAGGACUUCCAAUUUCGGAUGCAUCUUCAAGUUGA
Molecule: messenger RNA, 1782 nt
Organism: Gloeophyllum trabeum ATCC 11539
Lineage: Eukaryota; Fungi; Basidiomycota; Agaricomycetes; Gloeophyllales; Gloeophyllaceae
Product: kinase-like protein
Exons: 10
Coding region: 1-1782 (593 amino acids)
Biological process (GO): protein phosphorylation
Molecular function (GO): ATP binding; protein kinase activity
Source: RefSeq, a predicted model, not a curated record